CAAGAAGCGGGUUGAGCGGAUUCAUUCGGGGAAAUAAUGAACUACACAUAAAAAGAUAAUAGAUAACAUUAUCAAUCAUGGACAUGGGAUAAAACAUCGAAUUCAAUGGAGGUUUGAUUAGUUGCGUCGAUCACGCUGAUAAGUUGUAAGAACGUUGUAAUUAGUAAUUAGCUCAUUUAACGGAAGAUCGAGUCUGACUGAUGUUAACGUCGGUUAGUAACGUUUAUCUGAACGAAACCUUUUGCAUCACCCGUCUACCCGUCGAUAUAACACACGUUUCAGAUCAAGCAUGAAGCCAUUAAAGCCGGUGUUUAUGAAGACAUAUGGAAAGGAGAGGCGAAAGUUAUCCGCCUGGUUGUCACCUGAAAACCGCAAACAGGCCUUCGACAGCACACGGUCAACAGACGGAGACAUGUCUGUCUUUGAACCCGCAAAACCUACGAAGACAAGAAAGAGGAGGACUAGUACUGCUAGUCAAAGACCAGGGCGUCCGGCCAAGAAAAAGGCCAUGCUGUGUCUGGCUGAAAAAAGCUCUGAUGAGGAGAAUACCCUUCGUUCUUCCUUUCUUCAGCCUCCUCAGCAGAACAAGAGAACCAGAGGGAAGAAGACUAGUAUUGCCUUCCAUCCUGCCAAGAAAAAAGCCAAGCCAUGUGUCAAUGACACCAGCAGUGAUGAGGAGAGAAUGCCGUCUCCUCCCUGUCCUCGGCCCACUCAGCAGAGCAAGAAUACCAGUCUUCAUCCUCCUUCCACUGGCCGAUUUGUGACCCGCCGCCGCCGUGCUCCUGCCCCCAAACCCAAACUCCCUAAAGCAGUAUUAAGUAUACUCAACUCUUCAGAUGACUUUACCUCUGGAGCUUUUAGUUCCAGGAAGAUUCUUCGUCCUUCUAGGAGGAGGGCCGCCGUUGCUGCAUUUUUGGUGUCGAGUGCGGAGAAUUCUGUGAAUGCUGCAGGGACUGCCAGCUUUGCCACCAACCCUUUCCGAGAGAUAUACCUCAAUGAGUCGACCGAUCAGAGCCUCGGACCCUGCUCCAGGAAACCCAUCUUCUGCUCUACACCCUCAGCAGGCUUCUUCAGCAAACGGCCGCGCCUUAAACCCUUGUCUGUCAGUCAUCAGUCGGCCUCUCCUCCGUCCAUUUCAGUGAGUUGUAUCAGCGCCUUGAGUAUAUCCCAAGAAGACUUGGAUUCCCCAGGGCGCUCCAUCUCUGCACCACCCAACGCGGUUCAUUCUGAGAGGAAGCUGCAGUCGAGCCUUAGUGAGCAAGAACCUGACCUGCAUCACCAUGAAGAACCUUCUGGUGGCGCAAACAAGAGCAGCAGCAUUAGUGAGGAAGCCAGGAGUCACAGUGAAGACAUAACAAGCAAGAAUGCUGUGAGAUUACCAAGUCUGAAUCUGCUGUCUUCAAAUGAAAGUGAAAGCAGCAGUCGUUUUGUGUCAGCGGAAGGAGGGUUAGAGUGGCUCAUAGAGGCUCUGAAGGAGAAAUGUUUGACCGAGCGCUGCACCGUGCAGCUGGAAAGAUGGGACAUCCUCACUAUGUCUCAACUAAGCAGUCAAACAACCUACUCUUCCUGUUUGGAACAUUCAAACUCAGCACAUGGAGGAACAAAUGAGCACCUAACGUCUGUGGACGGCUGUCAAACUGUUGACCUUUCACAGUCUUCAGUUCAUCUUCAUCAAUCUGUGUCAAACAUGAAACCCAGUGAUUAUAUGAAUAGCUUUGAAUCUUCUGAGCAUGCAGCUUCAGUGACUGGCAGUCAAAGUGCUAACAAUUCGCCAUUUGCUGACCACUCAUCCACGCAGGAGUCUAUGGAGCAGUCAGCAUCUGUACUUUAUGUUGACUCGAGCCACCACAGGGACAGCAGCUUUGAGAAUGAAAGUCUUACUAAGAAAUGCACAGUUCAGCUAAAAAGAAUGGAUUUGUCACAACACAAGUCAGAUAUGAGCAAGUCUGAAAAUGAAUAUACACAUAACAGCGAGGACGCAGAAGAUCUCACAUGUUCAGGAGAAAUCACGGAAACGGAAGAAAAUGCAGCGACGCUCACAAAGCUGCUGAAGGAGAAAUGUCUUUCAGACAAAGUCAAUGUUCAAAUAAAGAGAGUAACUUUAUCGCAACUGAAAGAAAUUCUGCAGCUCGAAGACACAAAGCUUAAAGACUCAGCCAGUGACGAGGAGACAAACAACAGUGACACUAAUCAAAGUAAUGACAAAACUUCUGACAUAAAAGUCAAUUUGAAAAAGAGAGCCUCAGAAAAGACUGCUCUGGACAAGGACGAAGUUGAAAAAGACAUUCCCCAAAAAAGAAAAAAGACUUCUCUGGCUCCAAAAGAAAAGAAAAGAAGGAGCACAUCCACGGACCGGCCUGGGACGGCCAGGAAAGCGUGUGUGAGCGGGCUGAGUGUGAGUCGCUGGAAAAACAAAGGCAGCAACAGCUCAAACAUCUUCAGUAGCAGGGCGGGAAGUAACAAGGCCGUGGACUGCAGCAUCAACGAGCUGAUGUCACAACACAAACAGCCAACGAAGCUAUUUGGAACCACCAUGAACUUCUCCACUCCGAUGAAAGGGAGUCGACUCAACCUCUCGUCUCUGUUGGCCGACUUAACACCCAACACACACACCUGGAGCCGACUCAAAGCAGCACUCUCCAUUCAUCGCAAGGGCAUGGUGCGACUCACUCCGAGCAGUUUGUGCUCACCUAGAAGAGCAGAGGCGGCAGAUGUCAGCCGGGACCUCUUCGCUACGCCCUUUCGUACACCACUCUCUAAGCGAUUCAAGUCACAGCUGUUAGGCUCCGAUACUCCGGUUAUGUGUGAGGAUGAGGAUGAAGAGCUAUCUGAUGCAGAGAAGGUGUAUGCGGAGUGCGGCCAGCAGCGCCCUCUGCCCUGGGAGGAGUGUAUAGUCCCACAGCGUAUGAAGCGGUGUGUGAAGAUAGGAGAGGGGACCUUCGGUGAGGUCUUCUCCACCACUAAUGCAUCAGGAGACACUGUUGCACUCAAAAUCAUUCCACUAGAGGGCAGUGAGAAAGUGAAUGGAGAGGACCAGAAGAGCUUUGGAGAGAUUCUCCAUGAGAUUAUUAUCUCUAAGGAGCUGAGCAGCCUGAAAGAGAAGCAGCAAAACAUGACUCAGGGAUUCAUAGGACUCAAAGAUCUCCACUGUGUUCAAGGCUGCUACCCUCCAGAUUUCAUGAAAGCUUGGGACACUUUCGACCAGCGGAAAGGCUCCGAGAACGACAGACCAGAUUUCUUUGUAAAGGACCAACUAUUCCUAAUCUUGGAGUUUGAGUUUGGAGGCAUGGAUCUGGAGAACAGCAAUGGAACUCUGACAUCUUUGGCGGCAGCGAAGAGCAUCCUUCAUCAGGUUACUGCUGCCUUGGCUGUUGCUGAGCAGGAGCUGCACUUUGAACACAGGGACCUCCACUGGGGCAACGUGCUGGUAAAGACAACCAAGCAGAAGACGGGGAGCUUCCUCCUGAAUGGAGUGGCCCACUUUGUGGAAACUAAAGGGGUGCUGGUCCGCAUCAUUGACUACUCUCUCUCCAGACUAGAGAUCGAUAAUCUGACGGUUUCCUGUGACAUCUCUUCCGACGAAGAGCUUUUCAUGGGCCAGGGGGAUUACCAGUUUGAUAUCUACAGACUGAUGAGACAGGAGAAUGGGAAUAACUGGAGUGACUAUCACCCCCAUACCAACGUGCUGUGGCUCCACUACCUGUGCUCCAAGCUGCUUUCCAUGAAGUACCGGAGCGCAGGAGGACGGGUUGGCAAGGGCAUGCGAGAGGAGCUCACUCGUUUCUAUGACAACGUCCUCCAGUACAGCUCCGCCACCGAGGCGCUGCAGAGCUGCCCCAUGUUUCAAUAGUAUGUGAGAAGUGAACACAUGAAGUGUGAGGAUGCUCACACACAGACGUUUUUUUUUUAGUAUGAAGAAGGUGGAACCAAUCUGGUUCCUCUUCUAUCAGCCUGUUGUUAAGCUCUGACAUGAAAUAUUGAUCUCUCAUAGUACAACGGGAGAGUAAUGUACAGUGUUUAUUGUCAUUUGACAACAACAUUAAAGUAACCAUUUUAAAAUGA
Molecule: messenger RNA, 4062 nt
Organism: Centropristis striata (black sea bass)
Lineage: Eukaryota; Metazoa; Chordata; Actinopteri; Perciformes; Serranidae
Gene: haspin
Product: histone H3 associated protein kinase
Exons: 15
Coding region: 290-3850 (1186 amino acids)
Biological process (GO): intracellular signal transduction; mitotic cell cycle; protein phosphorylation
Cellular component (GO): cytoplasm; nucleus
Molecular function (GO): histone H3T3 kinase activity; ATP binding
Source: RefSeq, a predicted model, not a curated record